AUGGCCCAUCUUCAAUACUACAGCUACCCUGGGGUGGGCACUAGCAACAGAGAACGAUUUUCAUACAGCCAGGCUGUGAGAGUUGGAGACACCAUCCAGUGCUCUGGGCAAGGAGGAUGGGAUCCGGAGGGAAAGGUUGAUCGAAUUCCCACUGAGAUCAACGAGCAAAUCGACCAAGCGUUCAAGAACGUGGAGCACAACCUGAAGGAUGCUGGUGGAAAAGGAUGGUCCCAAGUCUUUCGAGUGAACUCUUAUCAUGUGCCGAUCAACGACGAAGCUAUUGCGGCAAUGUCUAGAAAUUUUAAGAAGUGGAUGCCGGAUCAUCAGCCUAUCUGGACUUGUGUAGGAGUUUCUAGGCUGGGGGAAGACGAUAUGAGAGUGGAGAUUGAAGUCGUGGCACAUGAUCCGGAUGGUGCCAAGAACACCGGAGCUUAG
This is a messenger RNA of Fusarium sp. VM40, 435 nucleotides long. The record is from the annotation of a GenBank genome assembly. Lineage: Eukaryota; Fungi; Ascomycota; Sordariomycetes; Hypocreales; Nectriaceae.